This is a messenger RNA of Etheostoma cragini (Arkansas darter), 2301 nucleotides long. RefSeq names its product solute carrier family 6 member 11a (gene slc6a11a). The record is from RefSeq and is a predicted model, not a curated record. Gene Ontology annotation, biological process: sodium ion transmembrane transport. The coding region runs from base 187 to 2010 and encodes 607 amino acids. The transcript has 15 exons. Lineage: Eukaryota; Metazoa; Chordata; Actinopteri; Perciformes; Percidae. Gene Ontology annotation, cellular component: membrane.
CAGGAAAGUGGAACACUUUUUAAAGUGAGAUGGCAUGGUGUGUACACGUCAUAGAGGAGCGAAAAUAAAACAGGUUUCUCACUCUAGGUCUCCUCAUGUUACAGAGAUCCUGUGUUGAACCCAGCUGAGAGGAAUACUGAUCAGUUUGCUGUUGCUGUAAGCUCUCAUGAGGGAGGGAGCUUUCUGAUGGAGGGAGACUUCCUUAAAAGAAACAGCCUUGACAUGCCCAGUCAGGAUAACGGUCUGGUGAAGAAGACUCAGCUGUUGGAUCGAGGCCAGUGGGCAAACAAGGUGGAAUUUCUUCUGGCAGUAGCUGGAACCCUGGUUGGCCUGGGAAACCUCUGGAGGUUCCCCUAUUUAUGCUACAAAAAUGGGGGAGGUGCAUUUCUGGUUCCGUACGUCUUGUUUCUACUCUCUUGUGGUAUCCCGAUGUUUCUUUUGGAGACUGCCAUGGGACAGUUCACAUCUCAAGGAUGUAUCACUUGCUGGAGGCACUUCUGCCCCUUGUUUGAAGGGAUUGGUUAUGCUACCCAGGUCGUGAUUGCAUAUGCGGCCGUGUCGUACAUUGUCAUCCAGGCAUGGGCCUUCUUCUACCUCUUCUCAUCCUUCAGCGCUGAGGUCCCAUGGGCCAGCUGCAGGAACUCCUGGAACACAGAGUCUUGUGUUGAAUUUGAUAAAACAAAUGCGUCAUCCAAUUGGACAGCAAACGCAACAACACCUGCAACAGAAUUCUGGGAGAGACGAGUGCUGGGUAUAUCUCAAGGAAUUGAAGAGAUUGGUAGCCUGAGGUGGGAGUUGGUCUUGUGUCUCUUGCUGGCCUGGAUCCUGUGCUACUUCUGUGUUUGGAAAGGCGUGAGAUCAACAGGAAAGGUAGUUUACUUUACAGCCACUUUCCCCUAUUUGAUGCUGGUGGUUCUGUUGGCUCGAGGACUCACUUUACCAGGAGCUAUUGAUGGCAUAGCUUUCUACCUGUACCCUGACCCAACAAGGUUGGUGGACCCUCAAGUUUGGAUGGAUGCAGGUGCACAAGUUCUUUUCUCUUUUGGGAUUUGUCAGGGAAGUUUGACAGCUCUGGGCAGUUACAAUCAGUUUAACAAUGACUGCUACAAGGACACUUUUGUUCUGUGUUUGGUGAAUGGCGGGUCAAGCUUUGUAGCAGGGUUUGCUAUCUUUUCAGUUUUGGGCUUUAUGUCCUAUGAACAAGGACUGCCAAUAUCUGAAGUGGCUGCUUCUGGACCUGGCCUGGCUUUUAUUGCCUAUCCACGUGCAGUAGCCAUGAUGCCUUUCCCUCAGUUAUGGGCUAUAUGCUUCUUCAUCAUGGUCAUCUUGUUGGGUGCAGAUACACAGUUUGUGAGUUUGGAGUGCCUGAUGACGUCUGUGACCGACAUGUUCCCCAACGUGUUUCGAAAAGCUUAUCGUCGAGAGUUGCUGCUGCUUGCUCUCUGCUCUGUUUGCUUCCUUCUCGGCCUUCUUCUUGUCACAGAGGGAGGCUUAUAUUUCCUCCAACUUUUUGACCAUUACGUUUGUAGUGGCAACAAUCUUCUCCUCCUUUCAGUGUGUCAAUCGAUAGCAAUGGGAUGGAUAUAUGGUGCAGAUCGUCUCUAUGACAACAUUGAAGACAUGGUGGGUUAUCGUCCAUGGCCAAUGAUGAAGUAUUGUUGGCUUUAUAUAACCCCCACUGUUUGUGUGGGUACCUUUAUCUUUUCAGUGAUGAAAUACAAGCCUCUCAAGUACAACAAUACCUACGUCUACCCAAGCUGGGCUUAUGCUUUGGGUUGGUUCCUUGGACUGUUCUGUGUUCUCCUGGUUCCUCUGUGGAUCAUCUUUAAAGUUACUCAGAUGAAAGGGACAAUAGGGCAGAACCUCAGGCAGCUUUGCUCCCCUGAAAACAAGAUGCACCACACCGCAAAGCAACCUGAGCAAUGCCCUUUAAAUCCAGACGACACUCUUACUACUGUUGCCAAUGAAAACAAAGGAACUGGUGGAGCUGAGAUGGAGAUGCAAAUGUGAAAAACUAACCAUUUUUGAUUAAGUUUAAAUUUGAUAUUAUCAUUUUAAACCCCUAAGAAAGCUAAGCAUCUUUUAGAAAUUAUGGUGAACAAUAAAUUCUGACGACUUCCAGCUCUGCUGAUUAUAUACCAGUCUGCAACCAGUCUGCUGUAGACCAAAAAGCUAUUUUCAGUAAAAGCAAACAUGUAAUCUGUUUGAUAAUGUCAUAAUUUUCAUGUUCCAGUAAUUUUUGCAGUGGUUCUUAACCUGGGGGUUGCAAAAUAAUUUCCAGGGGUUGCCACAUGGGUGUGG